AUGGAAGUCGGCGAUGCCGAGAUUGGCAGUUUAACGCUCUUGACACAGGGCGCUGGGAAGACGGGCCGAAAACAUCGACGUAAGAAGACACAGCCAGGCUCCCCGAUUAACGCUAAAUCUUCGGAGCCCAAUCCCAAUGCAGCCCGUGCAGCCCGGCCACCGCUUUCCCUGAAGGCUGCGGCAUGGAAGCUGCCCGGUUGCUACGAUGUCAGAGGCAGAAUCGGCACAGGCUCGUAUGGCACCGUUCGGGAAGCAUUGGAUAAAGAUGCUGGUCGCAUGGUGGCUGUGAAGAGAAUCCACUCUGUGUUUAGCAAUAAGAUCAACUGCAAGAGGAUUCUGCGAGAAAUUGCUAUACUACAGCGCCUGGACCACCCUUACAUAGUGCAGCUUCAUGACGUCAUUAUGCCGCAAGACGAAGAAAGAUUCGAUGAGCUAUACAUGGUCAUGGAGCUUGGCGAUGCAGAUCUGAAAACUCUGUGCCGACAGCAGGUGCACUUGGAGGAGCUCCAGGUGAAGUUCGUGCUGUACCAUCUGCUGGUGGGACUCAAAUAUCUUCACUCUGCUGGUAUCUAUCAUCGCGACCUAAAGCCGUCCAACGUGCUUGUAAACCAGGACUGCAAUGUCAAGAUUUGUGAUUUCGGGCUGGCGCGGGCCGUUGGAGAAGAGCUGGAUGAGGAUCAGGAUGCAGAGCACAGCGACAAGGCCGUCCGAGUCAUGACGCAGCAUGUCGUCACUCGAUAUUAUCGAGCGCCUGAACUGAUCCUCCUCGAUGAUUACACCGAGGCAAUCGAUCUGUGGUCCGUGGGAUGCAUCGCCUUUGAGCUCGCGGAGAUGACGGAGCCAAAGCCUGCAGAGGACCGCGGUCCACUGUUUCCCGGAUCGACUUGCUAUCCCUUAUCACCAGACUGCCAACACAGACAUGAUGUGGCGUUUCACUCCGGUGGAUGCAAGGAGCAGCUCAACAUGAUUUUUGAGGUCAUCGGCACUCCCUCGGAGCGCGAUGUAAAGCUUCUGCGAGAGGACGCCCGCAAGUACGUUUGCUGCUUCCAGCCACGCCUUGGAUGUGGAGUUUCGCCUCGCUUGCCAAGUGCCGCUCCUUCCCUUGUUGAGACUAUCGAAAGCCUGCUACGCUUUAAUCCUCAAGAGCGAGCAACUGUUGAAGAGGUGCUUCUACGUCCUCUCUUUGCAGAAAUUCGUGACCCCGAGAAAGAGGUCGUGGCUCGUGGCUACAUAACCCUGGAAUUUGACCAGGAGCCAGAUCUCAGUGAACAGCAGUUGCGACAAUGCUUCAAGCAGGAGAUCCAAAGCUUUCGCCGCGCCAGAGCGGUUUGCCGCUGA
Messenger RNA from Symbiodinium sp. CCMP2592, 1338 nucleotides. The record is from the annotation of a GenBank genome assembly. NCBI's taxonomy places the organism in Eukaryota, Dinophyceae, Suessiales, Symbiodiniaceae.